Messenger RNA from Calliphora vicina (urban bluebottle blowfly), 10983 nucleotides. It is a transcript of the gene tou, whose product is annotated as toutatis. Bases 602 to 10873 code for a protein of 3423 amino acids. Gene Ontology annotation, cellular component: chromatin. The record is from RefSeq and is a predicted model, not a curated record. Lineage: Eukaryota; Metazoa; Arthropoda; Insecta; Diptera; Calliphoridae. The transcript has 18 exons. Gene Ontology annotation, molecular function: protein binding; DNA binding.
CACUCAAAAAUCGAAAUACUCGCUUAAUAAUAACUCAACAUUUUAUGUACGUUUGUAUGUUUGAUUGUGCGACUUACUUGAGUGAGUGAGCGAGCUAGCGAGCGAGUAAGUAAAGUAGUGGUAGUUUAUAAUAGUAGUUUGAGUAACCAUCAGAUACUUUGCUGGUGUACUAAAGUAAACACAUAUCUACGCGUUUUGAAACAGUACAAAUUUCUCGGAAUUUAAAUACAACAAAACAAAAUUUUCAAUUAAAACAAUUACAGAAACAAAAAAAUUUUAAAGAAAAUUCAUGUUUAAUAAUAAAAAAUUAUAAAUAAUCAGAAAUAUAUGAAUAAAUAAAACAAAUAAAUAGAUUUAAAAGUGAUACAAUUUAAAUUAAAAUACAACAACAAAAAAGAGCAAAACCCUACAACAUGAUGGAUGUGAACAAGUAUGAAAUGAACUGAAAUGAAUAAUUUUAUUAAAAAUAGUUUAACAACAAACAACAACAGCAGCAAAUUUCCAACAACAGCGAUAGACAACGAAUUAUUUGAAAAAUUCCGGUUAAAAUAAAAACUUCAAAAUUAAACGUAACAAUAGACCCUUUGACCCCCAUACAUUCAUGAAGAACAUGGAUAAAAAUGCGGGUGAGGGUGGACAACAAAAUGAUGGUAAAGGCGGCGGCGGCGGUGGUGGUGGCAAAUCAUCGGGCAAUUCUGGUGCUGGCGGGGCAGGUGGUGGUGCACACGAUCCUGCUGCCCUAUUAGAUGCGGCCUCAUUAUUUGCUUACUGGGGUCGUGAUCCUAGUGCUGCUGCAGCAGCAGCUGCUAAUCCAUUAUUUAACGCACAAUUUAAUGCUGCUGCCGCUGCUGGUUUGGGUCUACUACCCAAUCCAACUGCUAAUGCCGCCAAUGAUCGCUAUUCAAUGGCUGCAGCAGCAGCAGCGGCGGCCGCAGGACAUCAUCACCAAAACACCAUGGCGGUAGCAGCUUCUCAAGCCGCCAGUUUGGCGGGUUUACAUCCAGCAAAUUGGUGGUCAAUGGCCCAAUUAGCUGCCCAAGACUAUUUCAGUCGUUUGCAGGCCUCUGGCCUAUCACCAUUUCCCCAUCCCGAUUUGGCAGCUGCUUUUGGACCAGCAGCAUUAGGUUUAGGUGGUGCUGGUACUGGUGCAGGCAAUAGUGGCGGUGUAGGCGGCAACUCUUCUGGCUCUGGAACACAAAACUCCAGUGGUAAUGCGGGCUCCAAUAUCGGUGGUAAUUCAUCGUCUGGUGGUAAGUCGAGCAGUAAGUCUCGCAAAGAAAAGCAGCGUCAACAGCAACAACAACAACAACAGCAGCAGCAACAACAGCAACAACAAUCGCUGGCCAACAGUUUAAAUGCGGCUGCUGCAGCAGCAGCCGUUGCCUCAAAUCCGGCAGCCGCAUUGGCGGGCAUGCAUUUGGUGGGAGCCGGCACCACAAUAACUCCCUCCUCGGGCAUGGGCAGCUCCGCUAAUAGUGGCAAUAACAACAAUAACAAUAGCAGCUCCAACUCAUAUAAAAAUAAUUCCUCAAAUCUUGGUAAAAACUCAGCGUCAUCGUCGUCUUCUACAAUCUCUGUACAAUUGCCUCCGUCGCCUGGUUCAGCUUAUGAUCCUGUAGUCUUGCACAAAGAGUUAUUGGCCAUGCAAGUGGCAGCCGCCGCUGCAGCUGCCAAUCCCUCAUCUUCGUCGUCAUCAUCAACGUCAUCGAAGAAAUCCCGAAAUUCUUCAUCAAACAAUUCUUCCUCCUCGCAUCAUAUGGUAGGCAGUUCAUCUGGUAACAAUGCCUCAUCCUCAGGCGGUCUGAUGUCAACGCAUGGUGCUAUGACAGGAAGUGGUGUAGGUGGCGGCAUGGGUGGCUCUUCUUCAUCAUCGCGUAAUAAGAAUGAGGAUAAAAAUAAUGCCUCCUUGAAUGCUUUGAAUUCAUUGUCGCAGUUUGGUACAUUGGGCAUGACACCUCAACAGAGUAUGCAGGCAGCCAUGAAUGCUUUUGCGGCCAGUAAUUCAGCAGCAGCCGCAGCAGCCUCCAAUGCUGGCAACAAUGCUGGGGUAUCCUCAACCUCGACGUCGUCAUCUUCUACUGGCGGCAAUAAGCAAUCAGUAAAUGAUUUCAUGCCAUCCGGAGGAUUAGGUGACCAUCCAUCGCUGUUGGGAGUACGCUUGCCGCCCGAUACGGAAAUCAUCAAAUACACAUCAUCCAUCGUGGGCCCCAAAAUACCCGGUACUACAACACGUGGUCGUAAAAAUACAAUUUCUGAUCAUGAUCAAAAUCUACAACUACAACAAAAGAAUGUACCCGAAUCAAAAUCAUUUUGCAUUGCAUUUUCAGGUCUUAGCCCGGCGAAAAGGGCUAGACUAGAAAUGGAGUAUGCUGCCAUUGCUGCCGCAGCCAAUGCAGGCCCUGGACCCAGCUUGCCUCCCACGCUGACUGCUGCCCAGAUCGCUGCGCUGAGUGGACUGGGUAGAGCGAGUAGCACAUCAAAAUCUUCGGGCGCCUCUGCUGCCUCAUCGUCACAGAGCACGCCACACUUGGACUUGACCGGGCCGAGCAGUGGCCGAACGAGCCGUGACUCAUCGUCGGAUCGCGUUGAGGUCAUUAAAUUGCCACCUACUAUUACCUCGAAUGGAGCGUAUAACUUAUCGAAUAAAAAUAAAGAUAUACACGAUUUGAGCGGUACAACUGAUCUUAACUCGGGUGUUAAUCUCAGUUUGAAGCCGGCUGCUUCUUCAGUAUCGAAUACAUCGCUAGCCAAUUCGAAUGUUGUCGGAGCCACCAUUACUAUAGAAGAUUUUGAUGCUCCGCUUAAUUUAUCCAUGAAACCGGAUAAAUCAUCAGCGUCUAGUAAUGAUUUAUCAGGUAGCAGUGGCAGUGGCGGUUCGGGCGGUAAUAACUCUGGCAAUACGGGUUCAAAUAGUUUACAAAGUUUAAGUUCCAUAACCGCUGCUCUUGGGAGUAGCGGUGGUGGCGGUAUCGGUAUGAGUGGCGAUAAUGUCGGUGGCGGUAAUGGUGGAGCAGCAAAUAGUUCCAAUACUGGAGGUAAUAGUAGUAGCAAUUCCUCUUCGGCCAGUGGUGGCGGUGGUGGUGGUAUGGGCAAUGACAGAACAAACCAGCCGCCCUUCAAAGAGGGACGUCCUAGAAAUUUGGGUCGCGGUGUAUCGAAACCCAAAAAGAAUACUGUGGCCUCGCUACUCGCUCAAUCAAGGGCAGUGGGUAUAAAACCCAUGCUAUCCACUCAACAAUUAUUACAACAAGGCGCUGAUAUAGAGAAAAUACGUCAAGCCCUAACCGAAGCUAAUGCUCAAAUGGAGGUUUCUACUGAUUCUGAAAGUAUUGCUGCUGAAAGUGGCCUCUCGGAAUCGGAAAGUGAGGAGCCGAAUCUCUUAAAUGUAACAGAACUCAGAAUACCCUUGGACUUGGGCUGGAAGCGUGAAACGGUCAUUAGAGGUCUUACCAAGGCGGGUCAAAUUAAGGGUGAAGUCGUGUAUUAUGCUCCCGGUAGUAAUGUACCCCUAAAAACCAUGGGACAUGUUUUCUCUCAUUUGGAAAAGAAUCCUUCAAAGUUGACACGAGAAAACUUCAGUUUUUCGGCACGAGCCAUAGUGGGCUCUUUCUUACAACCUGCACCACCACCAUACGCCAAUGAUGGUGAUUACAUACGCAUGACAGACGAGGACGUGGCCAAACGUUUGGAAGACCUAAAAAUAUUUACGCGUCAAACCCUAAAUGUGGAACAGCGCAUUGAAAUCGCCAAACAGCAGCAGGCACUGAGAGAUGCCAAGAAAUUGCAAAAGGAGGAAAUGAAUCGCAACAAGGAGAAGGCACGUUUAGAGAAAAAUGAAAAGUUGGAACAGCAGCGCAAGGAAAAAGAGUUGAAAAAUCAACAAGCCAUAGAGGCCCGCAAAAAGAAACAAGAGGAACUGGAGCGUCUUAAACAGGAAGAAAUACUCAAAAAACAACAGGAAAAGGAAAAGAAACGUCAAGAAGCUAUUUUAGCUAAAGAACAGGAACUCAAUCGUCAAAAGGAAAUGCUUUUGGCGGCCGAAAUGGAACGUGAACGUAGACGCCAACAUAUGGCUCUCAUACGUCAACUGGAGUUGCGUCGUAAGUUUGAGGAGCGCGAAAAGAAAAAGCAUCAAAUGGUAUUGGAUCGUUUGAUUCUAAGAGAGAAACGUUUAGCAGCUCGUAAACGAGAUGCUGAAAUUUUAGCACAAAUAAGAAAACCCCAAGAGGAUUCGGAAUUAUUGCAAUUACAUAAUAUACCCGAUUUGGAGCGUAUUGCUGGCAAUCGUUUGCCCGGUCAAGCUAUGGCUGAUCUGUUAAUGGUCUUUGAAUUCUUACACAACUUUGGAGAAACAUUAGGCUUUGAUAUGGAAUCUCUACCCACCCUUCAGAAUCUCCAUGAUGCUUUAGUAGUCGAUAGUAAUGCCGAAGUUGAAGAAGAACUCUUAUCUGUGAUGACACAUCUGCUGGUAUGUGCCAUAGAAGAUCCGGGCAUACCAAAUCCGGGACGUCAUACCACACUACUGGGACAAUCUCUACGAAAUGCCGACAUUACAAACUCCAAUGUAUCGGAAAUUUUACGCAUCUACUUGUAUGCCACAGCCACCGGAGAAAUACGGCAAAUGUUCGGCGUGGUCAUGGAUCGUGAACGAGAACGCAAAGUACCGGAUCAUCAUCAAAUUGAUGCUGAAACUGUGGUGCACACUGGCAAAAAUGCCGAGUACUACAAGUUGCUGCAUGAAAAUGAAACCUGGAAAAUGUCACUUGCUCUAAAGGACCGGCCAUUUGUGGCACUUAAUCCCACAAAGAAAACCCAAAUAUUGGCUCAUCUCUGCAAUGAUUUGCUCAUGAACAAGGCAGUACUCAAACAAAUCGACAACAGUCUGGAGACCUGCAAUCAGAUGCGCAAGGAAAAGUACAUGACUGACAUGAAGGUGAGAAAAUAUAAGGCUCUGCACAUGCGCAAGUCAAGAAUAGAGGCUUAUGAGAAAAUUCAAGCUGAACGUGAGGCAGCUAUGCAGGCAAUGGCAGCACAACAGAAGUUGGAUGCAGAACGUUUGGAGAAGGAAUCGGCCGAAGAGACGAAUAAAAAAGAUGUCUCCGCUUUGGAAGUUAAUCCGGUGGCUACCACGUCAUUGGAAACGGCUGGCGAACAAAAUAAUAACACCAAUAAAGAUGAAAGCAUGGAUGUGGAUUUAGAUGGCCCUCAAAAACAACUCGAUAAGGAAUUAACCAACCUGCCUAGCAAUUUGGAUGAUGGAAAAUUGUCUGCAGCCAAUUUAAUGGUCACAAGUGAUAUGACGCCCACAAAGAUGGCCAAAUUGGAAGAAUUAACUUCCACUUCAUACCACAACGGUGGUGCAACGGCUGGCGAUAUCAAUGCUUUAUUGGCGGGCAAGAAGACCCUAAAGGGUCUCAAUGAUGAUGCCUCCACCGAUGUGGGCAUGGAUGAAGAUCUCUCCGACAUUGAGUCCGAAAUUACCAAUGUGGACGAGGAUGAAGACAAUAGACUGUCGGCCGAUGAGUUGCAAAAGAAGCUGGAUAAAAUCAUUAGAGCUUCAUUGAACUGCAAGGAAGUGUUGGAGAAGAGCACAAAUCAAUUACGGGCCACUUGUUUUGGUCAGGAUCGUUUUUGGCGACGUUAUUGGCGUCUGCCCAAGGCUGGUGGCAUAUUUAUCGAAGCCCUGGAAUCGGCUCAAAACGAUAUAUUCCAAUUCAAUGAAAUACUGGAGCAAGAAGACGAUGAAAGAAAACAAAAUAUGAGCCCAGAACCACCAUUAUUGGCACAAGAUGACAUGAAGAAUUCAAAUGAGAGGAUGGAGGAUGACCUAGAUGUAGAAAUGAAAGAGUUGGAAUCACUAGUAUCAGUUACAGCCAUGAACACAAUCCUACCACCACCACCAUUACCAGCAGUCGAACAUGUUAUAGAAAAUAAUCCAGCCGACGACUCUGAUGAUGAUGUCAUCGAAACAAAUCGCAUAGAACCCGAAAUAGUUGAUUUGCGUGACGACGACGAUGAUGAUUACGAUGUGGCUAUACAACCACAUGGCAUACAACUGGAUAAUAAUGGCACCGCCAAAGUGGAGAAACCCGAUGCAGCUGGCCUCUUGCCACCGGCCCACAUAAUCAAUCAGCUGCCCAAAAAGGAGGAAAUGGAUGUUGAAAUGAAGAUACCACCACCUCCACUACCGCUACAACUGCAACUACCAUUACCACUACCCCCCUCCUCUCAAAUCCAUCAAAUAUCAACUCCUCUCAUGACGAAUCUAAAUCAGAUUCAGAAUUCAAUAACUAUAAACUGUGAUAAACCAGAUUUGAAUAAAAUGAAUUCUAACACUUCUACAACUUCCAUGAUGUCUAAUCCCACCACAUCGACCACCGUCUCGUCGUCUACAAUAAAUCUCUGCACCAGCAGCAGCAUUUUGAGUGGCGCCAUUAAGCCUGACUGCAAGUAUGAUGACAAAAAAGAAGACGAUUGCAUUAUCGUCUCCUCCACAGGCCCGUCGGACAUUAAGCCCUUAUUUACAACCGAAAUACCCGAAGUCAAGUGGUUUUCCAUUGUUAAUCGUGAAGUGCCAUUGACAACCACAGAACCUCAAAAUGCCACCAAUCUGAAGGAAUUUCAAAAGAUGUAUGCCAACAUCACCUGUGGCACCAGCUAUCAAAUCCAGGGCCAUCCCUGGGAUAUCUCCAACAAUGUCCAGUAUUUCACCGUUACCAUGGAUGAUUGUAAGGCUGAUUUAACGAAAUUAACCACGGAAUGCAUACUAUCGUUGUCGGGCCUCAACGAGGCGGACAUCGAAAUCAAACUGAAGGAAUUUGAGGAAAAGUUACAAAAUUCAAAAAACUCCUUGGAGACUCCUCGUCAUCAUUCUGCAGCAACGAUGAAAAGUGAAGAAGCAGAUGUAGAAGGUAAAGACAAUAACAAUAUGGAAUGCGAUGACGAGGAGGGUGAGGCUGAUAGAGCAUUGGAACAGUGUGGCGGUGGUGGUGGAGUAGAUAGGAAAUCCGUGGUAAAAAACGAAGGCAAGAUGCAAUUUUUUCCUUUUCCUAAGGACGCUCUCUGCGACACUGGCGGAGGAGUUGGCGAAGGAGAAUAUACCGAAGACAUAAAGCCUAAAUUGGAAAUCAAAUUAGACGAGGCUUUGCAAUCAUCCCUGCAAAAUAUGCAGCAAAUGUCUUUGGCCAAUAUCAGCAAUUUCAUACAGUAUGAUAUUCCCACGCCUUUGCAAAUGUCCCUGGAAGAAUCUCAAGUAUUGGAGGAAAUCAAACGAGAGGGGUUUCCUAAAAAACAAAAGGGCACUUUUGUGAAACGUAACUUGCGUUACGGCUGGUGGAAAAUCGAUACCAUGGAACUGUUGCAACAAGUCAUAAAUUCUCUCAACUCCACGGGCUUGAGGGAAAAGGAACUCAAGGAGAAUCUUACCCGUUUUCUGACACAAGAAAUCCCUUUGGGUCUGCCCUAUCCCAUGGGUGAUGUAAGGCCGGAUGAUAAAGACUUUUUGUUACCGGACAAACCCAACGAUUGGACACCCAAAAUAGCUAAACGCGUAGAAAUGGCUUUAUUAGAACAACUUGAAGUGUUGGAAGACAAAAUCGCUUCGGCCUCCAUGCAAUUGAAACAUUGGCAAUUGCCACCUAGAAUAGAAUCCGAACUUAACUUGGAGAGUGAUGCUGACAUUACGGAAGAAGACUUUGUUAGCAUUAUACCCAUGAUAAGGGAACGCAUCAUAGACUUGGAAGCCAAUAUAGAAAGGCGUUACUUGAAGCCACCCUUGGGUGCUCAUACUGGCGAUGCACAUUUAGCGGCCAUUGCUCAAAAUCAACAUAAUACUCAAACACAAAAUUCAGCCAAUGCUGCUGCCUACUACCAACAAAUGCAACAGCAGCAGCAACAACAACAGCAGGCUCUGCUGCAACAGCAGCAACAACAAGCCUUUAAUCCCUCGUCCUUUAACGAAAGAGCCAUGGCUAUAGCAGCGAAUAAUGCCAACAAUGCCGCUGCGACCAACUCAAAUGCCAACAACAGCAACAGUGCCGCCGACCUCAACUCUCAGUCGCACUCGGCCAACAACAACGAAAAUAAUUCGGGAGGCGACUCUCCAUCCAGCAAUUGUGAUAGUGACAAGGAUGAAAAGGUGGAAAACAUACCAAAAGGUCUGGUGUCUUGGCGAGAUGCCGUCUCACGUUCUCAUACCACCGCCCAGCUGGCAAUGGCUCUAUACGUUUUGGAAUCUUGUGUGGCCUGGGACAAAAGCAUUAUGAAAGCCUUGCCAAUAACAAAACCGGAAAAAUCCGAAAAGUCAAAAAAAUCCAAAAAAGAAAAAAAAUCGAAAGAUAAGAAAAAUUCCCAUAAAAAUGAUGAAAAUUUUAAUGGAAAACAUAAGCAUAAACAUCACAAGAAAUCCAAAAGUAAAUCGAACAAAAGUGAACAGGCAUCUCUUAAUGAUACCAAGUCUCUUAAUUUGCAAACACUAUUCGAAACAAACGAGGAGAUCUCUCAGACCUCUCUAGCGGCGAAAAGUCCUAAGGGCCAACAGCCAACAGUUGAGGGUGCUGAGAAUUCGGUAAUGGUGUGUGAGACCACAACACCCACCACUAUUAAAAUCAAUCUGAAAUAUCAAACGCCCAAACAAAGAUUCAAGAAUGCUUUGAAAUCGGGUGAAGUCUCUCUAACACAGUCACCCAACCCCUCACCAACACCUUCUUCUGGCACGUCAAGAGAUUCUGUAACACCACCACCAACACCAAACACUCCUUCCAAAAAAACCAAGAAAUUAGCGACCAAAAAUACUAAGAAAUUAACAACCACAACCACAAACACCAACAACAACACAUCCCAUGAAAAAUCUAGUCCUUCAUCACCCUCCCAUUCCCACAUCCAUUCCCCUUCCUUAAAAUCCACCAAAACAACAACAACAAAUACUAAAAAAUUAGGUAGAAGCCGUAAAAAAUCAACAUCAUCUACAAAAUCUCCCAAAUAUUCGAAUUCCUUACAGAAUUGCCAGUUCUGCACAUCUGGCGAAAAUGAGGAUAAACUUUUGCUGUGCGAUGGCUGCGACAAGGGUUAUCAUACCUACUGUUUCAAACCGAAAAUGGAGAAUAUACCCGACGGCGAUUGGUAUUGCUAUGAAUGUGUUAAUAAGGCAACCAAUGAACGUAAGUGUAUUGUUUGUGGCGGUCAUCGUCCCUCACCGGUUGGCAAAAUGAUCUAUUGUGAUUUGUGUCCACGUGCAUAUCAUGCCGAUUGUUACAUUCCCCCACUAUUGAAAGUGCCUCGUGGCAAAUGGUAUUGUCAUGGCUGCAUCUCAAAGGCACCACCACCGAAAAAACGUUCCUCCACUAGUAAACCUCGCCGUGAACGUGAUUCAUCUGCCUCGCUAUCGAAACGCAAAGAUAAACAUCAUAAUACAUCGUCCAGUUGUGAGCAGCUGAAUACAUCGGCCGAUCAUCACAAUAUACACAAUUCAUCACACGAUGAGUCCAUGACUUCCCUGCCAGCACCGCUGAGCCCGGCUCAUUCUGUUGCCUCAACAUCAUACGAUGAUCAUCAUAACAACUCUAUUGAUACAACGCGCUUCCAAAAUCAAGUAACAAAUCGUCAAGGUGCUUUAAGUCCACAACCCACAAACAAUGAAUUCAAUGAUACCAGCAUGGAUGGUACUGCCACUGCAGUAUUAGGCACAAAUACAGCAGUAGCAGCAGCAGCUGCUGCAGCAGCCUCCGUAAAUGUUGGUAUACUACAGCAACAGCAGCAACAAGUGCUACAAACACCUCCUACUGCAACAAACAUUCUUCCAAUGAUGACUAUUCCACCACCAACGCCACCAACACAACCACAACAGCAACAACAACAAAGUUUCAAUAGUAUGCCAACUACGGCAGCACUCUUACCACCUCAAGCACAAAUUUUGUCACCAUCACAUUUUGCCAAUCUCAGCGCACCACCACUACAAAUCGGUUCAAAUCAAACAAAUCAUUUGCCAUAUCCCCUUAACACCACACAACUGAUACCGCCCAGCACAGCGGCCGUGAUAGCAGCACCCUCUUUACCACCACCAACACCCACAACAGCUAUAACAUCAACAUUAAAUGUAGCGGCAUCAUUAAUUGUUGCACCCCCAACCAUAACCCAGCCAACGGUCACAGCCGGUCUCUUACCUGUAACUUCUCUACCAAAUCAAAUGCCACUUUUACCGAUCAUAACAGCAGCAGCAGCAGCACCGCCCACACCACCUAUUGGUGUCACGGCAAAUCUAAUGUGUGCUACUACCUCCCCACAACAUUCCUCCAUAACGUCAUCGUCCCGUUCCUCGACACCGACACAGCAACAGCAACAGAUGCAUCAUGUGCCUGCUGCCCAGCACUCGCCACAACUACACGCUCCUGCUACUUCACCUUCCAUGAUGGUGGUGUCUACAAGCGCGGUGACAACACCGCCACCCACCACUGCAUUGGGUCCACCGCCACCCCUGAAUAUUCAUGCCGUGCAGGAGGCCAAGGAAAAGUUGAAACAAGAGAAAAAGGAAAAACAUGCCACCAAAAAGUUAAUGAAAGAAUUGGCCGUGUGCAAGACAGUUUUAAGUGAAAUGGAGCUGCACGAAGAUUCUUGGCCUUUCUUGUUGCCAGUAAAUACCAAACAAUUUCCAACCUAUCGCAAAAUCAUAAAAAAUCCCAUGGAUUUAUCCACCAUUAAGAAAAGACUACAAGAUCUAAGUUAUAAAUGUCGAGAAGAUUUUUGUGUUGAUGUCCGACAGAUUUUCGACAAUUGCGAAAUGUUCAAUGAAGAUGACUCGCCGGUUGGCAAAGCUGGUCAUGGUAUGCGUAAGUUCUUUGAAAUGCGCUGGGCCGAAUUGACCGACAAACAUUCAUGAUAUCAAUUGCAACAUCAACAACAACAAACCCAACAACUCAAAUAUAACAGCGAAUAAAAUGAAUCGUAAAUCAUUUGAAUCCCACAUGGAUUUAAAACAUUAAAAUAAAA